Messenger RNA from Ostertagia ostertagi, 420 nucleotides. Lineage: Eukaryota; Metazoa; Nematoda; Chromadorea; Rhabditida; Trichostrongylidae. The record is from the annotation of a GenBank genome assembly.
AUGAGAAUAUCUGCUACCAUCAAUAACGGGAAUAACAGGAACGAGAUCACCGUAAAGACCGGGGAUAGUGAGAAAGUGUUACACAUCCCGGCUAAGCCAGGUGGCUCGGGCUCCUCGGUUAAUGGCGGUGAAUUUCUGUUUCUUUCACUAGCCACCUGUUUUUGCAAUGAUAUUUACCGGGAAGCAGCGAAGCGAAACAUUACAGUAGCAUCGGUAGAAGUAAACGUGAAUGGUGAGUUCGGUGGCGAAGGAGAGCCAGCAAUAUCUAUCAGUUAUGACACAAAGAUCGAUUCGCCGGGAUCUUCAAGGGAGGAGUUGGAAGCGCUCGUUGCGCAUGUCGAUAGAAUCGCUGAAAUACAUGGAACGCUUCGCGCGGGAAUUCCGGUGACUUUGAAAGGUGUGAAUUUGAAGACACAGUAA